AUGCCUUGGUCCUUUGCCUUGCCCCAGGCGAUCUUCGCGUCGCCGCUUCUUGCGGUCGCAACGCCUAUUGGCGUCGGAAUGACUUCCGCGCUUCUCACGAGUCGCUCCAACACCAAAGACACGUAUAAACAACUCCGCCAACCACCCUUCAGCCCCCCCGCCUGGCUGUUCGGACCAGCCUGGACUGUCCUCUACGGUCUGAUGGGUUAUGCCUCUCACCACUCAACCGCUGUUGCCUCGCACUCUAUUCUGCCUGGUCUCCGUGAAGCCAACCAGACUGCCCAAGUACUGUACACGUCACAACUGGCGCUCAACUUCCUCUGGACUCCACUCUUCUUUGGACUGGGCCGGCCAGCCAGCGCUUUGGCCGAUAUGGCUCUGCUGAUUGGCAAUGUCUCUCUUCUCAUGGCCAACUGGUGGGAUAGUGACCGCACGGCCUUUUGGCUAAUGACGCCGUACCUGGGCUGGUUGAGCUAUGCCUUCUAUCUCAAUGCUGGAGUGGGAUAUCUCAACAACUGGACUCUGUACCCCAAGUCACACUCUGAAUAA
This is a messenger RNA of Penicillium diatomitis, 549 nucleotides long. Its product is annotated as TspO/MBR family protein. Lineage: Eukaryota; Fungi; Ascomycota; Eurotiomycetes; Eurotiales; Aspergillaceae. The transcript has 2 exons. The record is from RefSeq and is a predicted model, not a curated record. Gene Ontology annotation, cellular component: mitochondrial outer membrane. The coding region runs from base 1 to 549 and encodes 182 amino acids.